Molecule: messenger RNA, 223 nt
Organism: Racocetra fulgida
Lineage: Eukaryota; Fungi; Glomeromycota; Glomeromycetes; Diversisporales; Gigasporaceae
Source: the annotation of a GenBank genome assembly
AACCAUCAAAACCAAUUCAGCUUGUUAUAUUUUUGACUCACGAACUAAAGACAUACCAAUAUUUACUGAGGAUGAAAGAAAUCAUACUAUUUCAGAAGCAUGUAUUAAAUUUAAAUUAAUUUCUAACUUUUGUAAAUUAGACAUUUCAUCAGAUACAGAAAGUCAAAUGGAUUUGAAAUUUUAUUGGGCAAUUAUUACACGUGAUCAAAAUUUGAUUGGUUAA